GGGCGUUUUUAGGCAGAACUGUGUGUAACCAUGAAAAUAUAAUACAGUUCAUUCCCUCUGUAAACCAAAACUAAAUGUAAAACUAGCUUCGUAAAUACUACAUAUCCCAAUAUGCAAUGUGCCUCUUCCCGCAAUGUAAUAAAUGUUUUAAUAACCCGUACAGUAGGUGGCGGAAAUACACCAAUAGGUGUAGUCUACUAUCAUGCCCGUAACAUGGAACGUUAAAGAAGACGCAAUGGGCACGUUCGUAGAUUCGCUCUGGCUAUCUGCUCCGAUCACUCCCGUCUGAGUCUGCAGCGAGCAGAAUAACUGAUUAAUUUACGAACGCACCCAACGUAAGAGACUUCCUAUUGCAUAGCAUGUUGGUACUUGUGUACACUGCUAAAUAAUAUAGCUAGGUUUUAGAGCCACCAGCAGUUAUUUUGUGUCAUUUCUUGAAAUUAUAUCGAUACUGCUACACUUCUAUAUGUACAAAACUAAUUGACGGGCUGAAAUUCAACAAACAUCGGUAUGGCGGAGGGUGUCGGUAACGCAGUGAAUCUUCCCCCCGGAGAUCCGCAGCUCAUCGGGCUCAUCGUGGAACAUCUCAAGAACCGAGGCCUGUUCGACGAGUUCCGAAGAGACUGCCUGGCAGAUGUGGAUACAAAGCCUGCCUACCAGAAUCUACGACAGAAAGUUGACAACUUCGUCUCUACUCAUUUGAACACUCAAGACUGGAACCCAUCAAUCAACAAAAAUCAAGUGCGAAAUGUGCUAAGACAAAGCGUCGUGCAGUCAGGCAUGCUGGAGUCCGGAGUGGACAGAAUCAUCACCCAGGUGGUGGAUCCCAAGCUUAACCACACCUUCAGGCCCCACAUUGAGGAAGCCAUUCACGACUUCCUGUCUGCUGAGAAGAAGGAGGAGGGUCCAUCCAACACUCCAUCAGAGACAGAACAGCAAGAGGCUCCAAGCCACACUGGACCCAAAACACCAUUGAAUUUAAUACAUUUGACAAAUAAAAUAUUCAAAAUGCUAUUUUCUUUUUGGAGUGUAUUAGUGCGAAUGGAGAUGCUACUUAAAUUUUCUUUGGCGGUCUUUCUUUGUAUAGCCUUUCAGCAAGUAAAGGCGACCGACCCAAACGAACUUCACCAAACUCCUCAAGAGAAACAAUUGAACCAUCAGAAAAGACGACUCUCACUGCAAAACACAGCGGAGAUCCAGCACUGUCUGGUGAAUGCUGGGGAUGUGGGCUGUGGCAUGUUCGAAUGCUUCAACAACAACUCCUGUGAAAUACGAGGCCUACAUGAGAUCUGCGUGACAUUUCUGCACAAUGCCGGCAAGUUUGACUCCAAGGGGAAGUCCUUCAUCAAGGAUGCCCUGAAGUGCAUGGCCCACAGCCUGAGGCACCGGUUCAGCUGUGUGAGCAGGAAGUGCCUGGCAGUGAAGGAGAUGAUGAUCCACCUGCAGAGAGAGUGCUACGUCAAACACAACCUUUGUUCCGCCAUCCAGGAGAACAUCAAUGUCAUGGUGGAGAUGAUCCACUUCCAGGACCUCUUCCCCAAAGGGACUCAUGUGGAGCUGGUGAACAUCCUGCUGGGUUGUGGUGAGGAGGUGAGGACAGCCAUAGCACAGAGAGUGAGGAUGCAGUGUGAGCAGAACUGGGGGGCCCUGUGUGACAGCCUGAGCCCGUGCUCCCUCGGUCGUUCAGAUGACCCCCAACACAUCACAGUCCCUCCCGCCUCUCUGCAUCCUGCUGGACAGCUCUUCCUCCCAGACAUUGAACAGGAGAAACCUAAGACUGGCCAGCUAGACAGGGGCUCCCUCCACCCCUCUGUGAGUCUCAGUCAGGAGCCCCUGGACAACGCCACAGACCUUGGGCUCGCUGUGGCCAGUCAACCGACCAAUACCGCCAUCCAGGGGUGAAACACUGAGUGCAAUGUCUUUAGCUUGUUGACACACAACAUAGCUGCCCCUAACCCCUUUUCCCCCUCAAGCAGCCCUACUACUGAUAACCUCAGUGGUUACAAACAAUGACAAAGGACGAGUAAUGGUCCUGUACCAUGCUCCUCCAUUCAUACUCUCCUAAAUUGUAAAGGUGACAGGGUAUGUGUGGUCAAAUGUAGAUUUGAGGCCAUGCACUUGUUUUUCAGUAGUAGUAGUUCCUUUUUGUUUUAAUUACAGGUGCAAUGUAAAACAUUGUAUUGUAAAAUAGCUUUCAUUUGAUUCCUUUUAGAAGUAAAUGGGUACAGUGGGGCAAAAAAGUAUUUAGUCAGCCACCAAUUCUGCAAGCUCUCCCACUUUAAAAAGAUGAGGCCUGUAAUUUUCAUCAUGGGUACGUACACUUCAACUAUGACAGACAAAAUGAGAAAAAAAAUCCAGAAAAUCACAUUGUAGGAUUUUUAAUGAAUUGCAAAUGAUGGUGGAAAAUAAGUAUUUGGUCAAUAACAAAAGCUUAUCUCAAUACUUUGUUAUAUACCCUUUGUUGGCAAUGACCGAGGUCAAAUGUUUUCUGUAAGUCUUCACAAGGUUUUCACACACUGUUGCUGGUAUUUUGGCCCAUUCCUCCAUGCAGAUCUCCUUUAGAGCAGUGAUGUUUUGGGGCUGUUGCUGGGCAACAGACUUUCAACUCCUUCCAAAGACUUUCUAUGGGGUUGAGAUCUGGAGACUGGCUAGGCCACUCCAGGACCUUGAAAUGCUUCUUACGAAACCUUCGUUGCCCAGGCGGUGUGUUUGGGAUCAUUGUCAUGCUGAAAUACCCAGCCACGUUUCAUCUUCAAUGCCCUUGCUGAUGGAAGGAGGUUUUCACUCAAUCUCACAAUACAUGGCCCCAUUCUUUCCUUUACACGGAUCAGUCGUCCCGUUCCCUUUGCAGAAAAACAGCCCCAAAGCAUGAUGUUUCCACCCCCAUGCUUCACAGUAGGUAUGGUGUUCUUUGGAUGCAACUCCGCAUUCUUUGUCCUCCAAACACGACAAGUUGAGUUUUUACCAAAAAGUUAUAUUUUGGUUUCAUCUGACCAUAUGACAUUCUCCCAAUCUUCUGGAUCAUCCAAAUGCUCUCUAGCAAACUUCAGACGGGCCUUGCAUGUACCGUAAUUGCUGGACUAUUAAGCGCACCCGAAUAUAAACCGCAACCACUGAAUUAUCAAGGAUGCCCUGAAGUGUAUUUUGUACAUAAAUAAGCUGCACAUGUCUAUAAGCCGCAGGUGCCUACCGGUACAUUGAAACAAAUGAACUUUACACAGCCUUUAAACGAAACACGGCUUGUAACAAAAAUUAAACCGUAGCCUACCAGUAAAGUCAUUGGUCACUAUUUCUCCUCCUGUGCACUGAAACCACUGAAGUCAUCUCCUUCGGUGUCGGAGUUGAAUAGCCUCAGAAUUGCUUCAUCCGAUGUUGGAUCGUUUUCAUUGUCGCUCUCGUCACUUUCAGCCGGAGGCAAAUACCCCGCUGAGCUCAUGCUGCCCCUUCAACACGCAGCAGUCCAGCCUUUCAAAACCCGUUGAUAGUGGAUUUUUUGACAAUGCUCCACUCUGUCAGGACCCACUGGCAGACUUGACCAUAAGUUGCUCUUCGCAUGCGGCCCGUUUUAGUGAAGGAUUUCUCCCCACUUGUCAUCCAAGCCUCCCACUGAACAUGGAGCGCCACCUUAAAUGCACGAUUUACACUGAUGUCGAGUGGCUGCAAAUACUUUGGGCCAUCUGCUUUUCUUCCCUCUGAAAUGUUUGUUGUCUUGUACUGAGUCAGUUCCUCACGCUGCUGUUUACAACGUCUUAUCAUCGACGCAUUAAGGCCAAGCUCUCAUGCAGCAGCUCUAUUUCCUUUUCCAACAGCCAGAUCGAUCGCCUUCAACUUGAACGCUGCAUCAUAUGCAUUUCUCCGUAUCUUUGCCAUGAUGAGGGUGACAAAAUUACCGUAAUCAGAAUGAUGGGACAUUUGAGCGUGCUCGAUUUGCGUCACAUUAUGCGACUGUGCUCAGUUUUUUUUGGCAGCAUGAAUCUUGUGAAAGUGGGAAAAAUCCAUAAAUUAGCCGCAUCAUUGUAUAAACCGCGAGGUUCAAAGUGUGGGAAUAAAGUAGCGGCUUAUAGUUCGGAAAUUACGGUACUGGCUUAAGCAGGAGGACACGUCUGGCACUGCAGGAUUUGAGUCCCUGGCGGCGUAGUGUGUUACUGAUGGUAGGCUUUGUUACUUUGGUCCCAGGCUCUCUGCAGGUCCCCCGUGUGGUUCUGGGAUUUUUGCUCACUGUUCUUGUGAUAAUUUUGACCCCACGGGGUGAGAUCUUGCGUGGAGCCCCAGAUCGAGGGAGAUUAUCAGUGGUCUUGUAUGUCUUCCAUUUCCUAAUAAUUGCUCCCACAGUUGAUUUCUUCAAACCAAGCUGCUUACCUAUUGCAGAUUCAGUCUUCCCAGCCUGGUGCAGGUCUACAAUUUUGUUUCUGGUGUCCUUUGACAGCUCUUUGGUCUUGGCCAUAGUGGAGUUUGGAGUGUGACUGAUUGAGGUUGUGGACAGGUGUCUUUUAUACUGAUGAGUUCAAACAGGUGCCAUUAAUACAGGUAACGAGUGGAGGACAGAGUAGCCUCUUAAAGAACAGGUCUGUGAGAGCCAGAAAUCUUGCUUGUUUGUAGGUGACCAAAUACUUAUUUUCCACCAUAAUUUAAAAAUAAAUUCAUUAAAAAUCCUACAAUGUGAUUUUCUGGAUUUUUUUCCCCCUCAUUUUGUCUGUCAUAGUUGAAGUGUACCUAUGAUAAAUUACAGGCCUCAUCUUUUUAAGUGGGAGAAUUUGCACAAUUGGUGGCUGACUAAAUACUUUUUUGCCCCACUGUAUAUACAAUUUACAGUAUGAACAUUUUAUAUAGGUUCAGUGAAGAUGUACAAGUGCUUAUCAUAGCAAGGACUCUUGCAGAAGGUUGGAUGUUUUCCAUUUCUUAAUUGUGGCUGUAAUGUAGUUUUAGCUGGACACUAACUUGGUACACACAAUGUAUUGAGCUAUUGCUUUUGAGAUACUAUGAUGUCUCUUAAGUACAUUUCCUAAUAUACUAAAACACCCACAUUUUGGAUGUCUGACUCCAGGUCAUAGAUUUCAAGGUAUCCAGAAGACGAGGUAAAUAUAAUUCAAUUAAACUGUCCCUUUGAUACUACGCUUUACAUUCUAUAAAAUAGGUAAUACUGCGUUAGCUCGACCCAUUUAUACUGUCACUACUGAAAAACAUUUGUAUAGAGAUUAGUGCUUUUGCAAGUUCAACGUUUCUGUGGAAACAUUUUUCAACUUUAUUUGCAGCACAAAGGUGAACCGCACAAGGAUUAUUUUAAUUUGUAUGUCUAAGACAGGUUUACGUUCCCUUUCAACUCUGUAAUUUUGCACAUCAACUCCACAAGGGAAGUAUGUCUCUGGUACAUGAUCACUAAUUACAAGGAACAAGUGGCCUACCACAAUCAGGAACGUUUAACAACUCUGCAACAUGGUUAUGUAUAUUCACUCAAAGACAAACCUCAGGUCUCUAACGAAACCCAUAAUUUCCUGGUUAAAAUAUUAUGGGCCUUGGACUAUUCUCACAGAGGUCUUUGAUAAUAUGUAUGUAUCAAAUAGGGUCUACUGCAAUGUAUUUUUCCAACUACAACGUGUUUGUCACAGGAUGACUAGUGUCUUAUCAGAACAUUUUGCCACUGACGGUUCAACAUUUUACUAGCUUUUUAUCCAAAUAGCUAGCUACUGUACAUCAAAUGCUUGUUUUAACUUCAUUAGUACUCCAAUGAACCUACCUCACACCAUGCCAGCUCUAGAGAUGUUUCAUAAUGGACACAUUGAGGACAUUGAACUGGUAUGAAUACAACUCCGCUAUCUCACACAUUUUUACAUGCAUUUUGUACAGGUUGGUUUAUAUGAUAGUACUGACACCUUCUGUGUCAGUAUUUUCACCUAAUUGUAAUCAAAUGAAUGACUAUUCACUUUUACUUAUUGGAAAAUGAAGGUCUGUACUUAAAGACAACUGACUUCUUAUGAAGUUUGUUUACUCUGAUUCAAUGUAUUUUUACUAGUUUCUUAGGCUAUGCAUACCAUUAGGCCUUGAUGCAAGCAAAGCAUUUUAUACAUCUCUUUUGUUCUGUACUUUUGGACAUUAAACAUUUUCACAUA
Oncorhynchus keta (chum salmon) is the source of this 6107-nucleotide messenger RNA. RefSeq lists its product as uncharacterized. NCBI's taxonomy places the organism in Eukaryota, Metazoa, Chordata, Actinopteri, Salmoniformes, Salmonidae. The record is from RefSeq and is a predicted model, not a curated record. The coding region runs from base 511 to 1902 and encodes 463 amino acids. The transcript has 7 exons. Gene Ontology annotation, cellular component: extracellular region. Gene Ontology annotation, molecular function: hormone activity.